Erigeron canadensis is the source of this 588-nucleotide messenger RNA. Its product is annotated as ATP-dependent DNA helicase PIF1-like. The record is from RefSeq and is a predicted model, not a curated record. The transcript has a single exon. Lineage: Eukaryota; Viridiplantae; Streptophyta; Magnoliopsida; Asterales; Asteraceae. Bases 1 to 588 code for a protein of 195 amino acids.
AUGGUUGCAAGUGAAAAAACAAUUUAUAUUAGUUCAGAUAGUAUAUGUGAAUCUGAACAACCUACCGAGUUUGAUAGUGCAUUAUUUUCUACUGAGAUUUUAAAUAGUUUGCAACUAUCGGGAUUACCUAACCAUAGAUCAAUGUUGAAAGUUGGCACUCCAGUGAUGUUACUUAGGAACAUUAACCAAUCAAAUGGUUUAUGCAAUGGAACACGCCUGCAAGUCAUGAAACUUGGGAAACAUGUGAUUGAAGCAAAAGUCAUCACCGGGACGAACAUUGGUCAAUGUACUUUAAUUUCAAGAUUGAAGAUGACACCAUCAGACAAAAGAAUUCCCGUUAGAAUAUGUCUAAGGCAGUUUCCUAUUGAUGUGUGCUUUGCAAUGACGAUAAACAAAAGCCAGGGCCAAUCUCUUGAUCGUGUGGGUUUGUAUCUCCCUCGGCCGGUUUUCAGCCACGGUCAGUUGUAUGUUGCCGUAUCCCGAGUCAAAAGUAAGAAGGGACUGAAGAUCUUGAUUACUGAUAAAGAUGGCAACCUUGCGGGCACUACAACUAAUGUUGUUUUUAAAGAAGUUUUGCAAUAUUUAUGA